Messenger RNA from Theileria equi strain WA, 867 nucleotides. RefSeq lists its product as hypothetical. Bases 1 to 867 code for a protein of 288 amino acids. The record is from RefSeq and is a predicted model, not a curated record. The transcript has a single exon. Lineage: Eukaryota; Apicomplexa; Aconoidasida; Piroplasmida; Theileriidae.
AUGGUCAAAGAUUUUAUUGUAACUAUAAAGGGUGGAUUUUAUGCCAGUGGAUUAAACUUGUUGGAUAAAGCCAAGGUCACAUGCAACUUGCGAAGGGAGGUCAGCUUCGAGAAGAUAAGGUACUCAAAACUCGCAAAUAUAUUCGUUAAUGGAUAUAAAAAGCUAAAUUCACCCGGAAAAAGGAAAGUGAGGUUCCAAUGGGACCAAGUAAAGAAGACUAUCGAAAGACCAUUUGUGAAGAACAAUGUUUCAAUCUCAUCAUCAGAUGAUGAAAUACAAGAUAAUAAUGGAGAUUCAACGGACCAUUCAUCCACGGAACCUGAAGAAGAUGUGAAUAAAGUUGAACUCGAAGAUAAAGGAACUCCUUAUACCCUGGAGACCGCUACCAAGGAUAUCCAUGAACCGGAACCUAAAAGCAUAAUAAACAGCAUUUCACCAGAGAAACAAGAGCAGGUAGAUGACGAACUUCAACUUCCUCUGAUGAUAACUGAUAUACCAAGAUAUACACUCGAAAAUGAUAAGUUGGUAGUAGAUGAAAAGAAAAAUACAUCUGUAGAGAAUUGCCAAUCAGAAGAUGCCUCUGAGGUAAAUGAGGAAAUUAUUGUUUCAGAAGACAAAACUACAAUAGGAGUUGAAUUUUUGGGGGAAUGUCUAAAUGCUAAGCCGGAGCCUGCGGGAGGGCUCCAGAAAACAGCCCUUACAGUAAUCAGCCGGUCAUCGCUCGAAAAUUAUUCGAGUGACGAAACUAUCAUUAUUGAUGAUGAUAUCUCAGAGUGUAGUGAUAAUGGUGUGACAGCAAGCAGUUUCUAUUGCUACUACAUUCCCAUAAGGUUUAAGCCAAAGGGAUGCAUAAAGAGUGCAAAAUGA